CGCAGAAAAGCAGCGCUUCAUGAUCCCCAAAUAACAAUGGCUGCCAGGAGGAGCGCAUGCGUGAUGUGCUGUCCAUCUCCCCACAAAGUAAUGGUUGUCUGUGUGGGUAUAAGUGGGUAGGAUUUCGUGUGCGGCUGCCUCGGGAUACAGUCUUUUUUCCAGCGCCGAGCUCCACCGAGAUGCCGCAGGAACCCGGAGAAGAGGAGGAGGAGGAGGCAGGCCGAGGGGUCUUGCGACGUCUGCGUUCAGUAAACACGCGAGAACCUUGUCAGGUCGUUUUCUGCAACCGCAGCCCCCGUACGGUGAGCCCCAUCUGGCUGGGCUUCGACGGGAAACCGCGCCCCUAUCCGAGCCUGCCACCGGGCACGGGACGCAGGAUGCACAGCUACUUGGAACACCUUUGGUUGUUCAGAGAUGCAGGGACAGAUGAUCGUCUGCUGGUCAAUGAGACAGAGCUGUUUGUGGCUAGUCGCAAUGCGAAUGGACAGCCUAUAUUUGCAAACAUUACAUUGCCAGUGUUCACUCUAAAAGAGAGAUGUCUUCAAGUUGUCCGUACUUUGGUGAAACCAGUGGAUUACAGAAAACUAGACAUUGUUAGGUCAUUAUAUGAAGAUCUAGAAGAUCAUCCUGACAUUAGGAAGGACCUUCAGCGGCUUUCUUUUGAAAGGAGUGAAAUGCGAAGGAAUUCAGUCCCUGAUAGAAGUGAAGACUCCUAACUGGACAAUCUGUUUUCACUAAUAAAUUGUGGGGUACAAAUAGCAUUUACUGUGGCUUAUGAAUACCCUUCAGUGAUGUCAUGGGGUUUUAGGAGGCAGAACUUGUUUUUACGUAGAAUGUAUAGCUUCAUAACACAAGGACAGCCACAGUUGUGAGACCAUGCGCUACUAUGUUAAAUCUUGGUUAAAUCUGGACACAACCAAUCUUUGCAUUAGUUUGAUUCAUGGAAUACUAAGUACAAAAACUCAUCCAGAUGGUACACAACUGUAAGAACAAUUGCUGCCGAAGCUAUUUUCAUGUUUCUUUCUCUUUAUCAAUUUAUUAUACAUGCAGGGUAUUCCUAAAAAUUAGAAAUUGGGCAAAUGCAUUCUCAUACCAAAGGAGGAACCUUCCUGAAAUCAUAAAUUGCCGCCCUAACCAUCUGUGUAAUGUAGCAGAAACUUACUGACUCCUUUGGUUUGCCCAAAGAUUUCUUACACAUUGCCAUUUCAAAUGGGGCUUUGAUAUGUCCCUGUCUGUGGUAUUUGCACUGCACUAUAAGCUUGCCCUAGGCAAGUAUGUGAUGCAGCAAAAAACUGGUAUAAAGGGAACACCAUUAGUAGUUAUGUGUUAUGUUUUAGUACUCUAUCAUUCCUGUCUAAAUUGGUAUCAUCUCACCAGUGUUCUUCCUACUUCAGUCAAAACAAACAUCUGACAACCCUGUGAUCUGCUGAUACCAGAACUCAGUUUUACUAUGGUUCAGAUCUCAGUAUUGCAAUGCAAGUGAGUGGAGUAAGUGUGGGAAUCAUACCUGGCUUUUCCUCUGGCAGGUUCCAAGCAAGAGCCUAACAAACUCAGCAUUCUGUGAAUACUUGUCAAGGGCUUUUUGUCUCCCCCACCCCACAUACCUGUACAGAAUAUUAACAUUGUGAGGCUGACUACUGAAAGAGUAUCUUUUAGUCACAGGGAGGCUGAAUGCAACUCUGUCAUAUUCUGAUAUCUCACACCUUCAACUAAUAAAAUUGCACAAUUAAAAAUGCUGUAAUGUUAGACCUCAGCACCAGCAAUGAUUACUAAUUGAUCCUGUGCACUUAUCUCCAGUCCAAAGGCAAAUCCUUACAGAGAUAAUGUGAAAUUAAAUUGUUGGGAGCAUCAGUUUAAUUUGCUGUGUAUUGUUACAUUUUGUAAGGCACUAGUUUGUGGAACAAAAUAUGUACUGUCUUGAAAAAAAAUCUCUCACAUGUACAUUCUGUGAUUUUUAAAGAAAUUUGUAACUUGGAUGUUACCUUGAGGACUGCAUUCAUGAAUUUAACUGGGGCUUUCCCUUGGAGAAAAUAAAUGCAUGUAGUAUGUGUAGUACAAUACUUAAAGAGUUGAAAGAAGACUGUUUAAAUGCCAGUUUUUUCAGUUUUUGGUGGAAGCCCUUGUCAGGAUGGGGAUUCGAAAGAAGUUGUCCGCCAUAGCUGCCUAUUGACAGCUUUCUACUGUGCAUCUGUUUUGUACGUGUGCCUUUGGAUUGCAGUCUUUGCAGACAAGGUACUCCUCCAGUUAUGUAUUAGGCAUUCAAAUUGUAACACUAAGGAACCCAAAGUGGAGGAAAUGCAAGGCUCUUCCACUAUCAGGGAAAAAUUGGCUUAGUGACUACAUAGGCCUACUUUAAAUAAACUGCGGCCCCGGUCACACGGGAAGUUUAGGGCCGGAAGAGGGACAGAUCG
Messenger RNA from Gekko japonicus, 2411 nucleotides. RefSeq names its product von Hippel-Lindau tumor suppressor, E3 ubiquitin protein ligase (gene VHL). The transcript has 3 exons. NCBI's taxonomy places the organism in Eukaryota, Metazoa, Chordata, Lepidosauria, Squamata, Gekkonidae. The coding region runs from base 57 to 716 and encodes 219 amino acids. The record is from RefSeq and is a predicted model, not a curated record.